CAUAUAUGAAGAUUCUAUGUAAUACUUAAAAUUUAAAUUUUUAUAAAACAAAAGUAUAUCAGGUAUGCUAGCAAAUUUUCAUUACCAUAUAAAACUUGUAAAAUCUGAGUAAUUUCGCAAAAAAUACCAGUCAGUGUUAGGUCUGAUGCUUCUCCCCUUUUAUACUUUGAAACAUGCAAUAUUGUAAUUAAUCAAUGUUAUUAAUGUUAAAUAACAUCAGUAUAAUAUAAGAGAUGAGUCGUUAUUAUAAUUAAUUAAAUGUUAUUAAUGUUAAAUACAAUCUGUAUAUAAUAAGAGAAAUAUGAGUAAACAAGGUUUGCACUGUUUUGCGCAGGUAUUACACUACCAUCUCGUAAUAAAUUAUGGUAUUCUAGUAUUUGCUGGUAUAUUUUGGAAGCUUUUAAAUGAGACUAUAUCUUAUGUUUGUAUACUUGAAAUUGAGAGGCACUUGAUGAGCACUGGGUGUAAAUCAAUUUCGUUCACUCAUUUUAUUUAUGGGUAGGUUGUAAUAAAUUAAAUACUAAAAUUAAAUUUCACAUCCACACUUUGACAGCCAUUUUAGAAUUAGUCCAUUAGUAUUUAGAAUGUAUUGUUUUGAGAGCUGUUUAAAGUACACUAGAAGGCCUUCAAGCUGAACGCAGCCACUCCAGAUAAUAACUACAUAACCACAAAUUAUUCUUUAAAUGAAUGCAAAUACAUGGAUAAAUACAGUCUAAUAUGGAUUUCACACAAAGUAAACGGCAUGAUGUUUUCGAUAUCGCUUGGUAUGAAACACUAUAUACAUAUAUCGCUGAAGGACUCUAGGUUCAAUCCAUCGAAAAGCAAAUAGGAAAAUUGCGCCGAACGUGUAUUAAACAUGAAUGUGUUUCUGUCCAAGUAAAUUUUUAAGUAAUGUAAAAUGUAGUUUGAUUGAUAUCAAGUUAAUGUAUAUUUGACAUAAAUGGCAAUUAAGAAUGAAACUUUUAUUUUAUUUUAUGUCGUUAGUAAGACAAGUAUAAUCAUGCAAAAAUUUGUAGUAAUUAGAUAUGACACGCGUCCAGGAUAAUGAACAGUUUGUGAUAGAUCUGUCCAAGGUGUUGCCCUCGUGAUUACAUAUGAAAAAAUGCCUAGAAACGAACAUAAACCAAAUAGCCUAGGACCUUGUUUAAAUUUUUGAAGAAAAAUUUCCCGUUAAAAGCGACAGAUAGGAUGGCUUCCACGCCAAAGAUAAUCAUACCAGAGCCAAUAAAUGCUUCGACAGAACCACUGUCUGUCGCGGAAACUGGACAUUUAAGGUUGGAUCUAUGUCCUAACAGACGCUUUCUUAAAAUAAGUUGGAUAUCAAGUCAGACACACGAAAGGAACACGACGCUGUGUUACAAAAUGGAGUCGGCAAAGAAUGAGAUGUUAAAGGAUACAGUGUGCUUCUUUUUGCCUGUCUAUUGGUCGAAUCAUUCUUCAGCAAUGAACUGUUGGUUUCCGACGGAAAAUAUCGACAAAGAACCUAUUAUCACAGCAUGGGUGCAUCAAUCAGUUCCAACAUCGCAAUGGAGUGUUUCCGGAAGUCUCAAUACUAGUGCCUUAGAUCCUGUUAACAGCUGUACAGAUAUAUGUGAGAUUGUACCAAUGAACAUAGGUUCACAGAUUAACUGUCAAGAUACGACUUCUAUUGUGUAUAAUAUGUCUACAGUCGUACAACAUUUGUCUUUCGAUGCCAUCGAUAAAACGUCAUGCGAAAAUGAUAUAAUUCAUAUUUCCAGACAGACAGACAAUCGGCUUGAAUAUCAACUUACUUGCGGUUAUCAUGGUUUAGGGUACGUCAAGGUACUAUAUCAAACUCAUGGAAAGUAUUGCUUAAAGUACCAGUUGGUUAGAGUACAUUGUCCAAACGCCAUUUCAGGAAAUUCUACAAGAAGAAGUCCAGCCAGUGAUCCCGGCAACAUUCAUUCAUUUGGGACAUUUAUGAUUUUUGGAGUUGUUUGUACUGUUGUUAUAACAGCUAUGUUCUUCAGCACAAUAUUUGUUGUGCAAUGGUUCAUGUACUUACGAAUAACUUACUUCAAACACCACAUGGGAAGCGUGACAGAAUCUCGUAAUGCCAGUAUCUGUGUGGAGGACAGUGUCCCUUUAAACACUAAUAAAUCUGAAAUUACAGAGUGCUCACUGACAGACAGGUCGAUAAAAAAGCAUAGUCCAAGAUUGUCCAGAAAGUCAUCGAGACGAAGAUUAAGCUCUACGACUUUUACAAGAACUCCAGAAAAAACUAUAAAAGAUCGAGGAUCGAAUGUCCGAACUAUGCGGAAAAGUGUAACGAUGGCAUUGCUCGAAGACACAGAUCCGUUCUACAAGAAAAAGAUUUUAUUUCUGCCCAAACCGUUUGAUACUUUCACACAUGAAGUCACUAAAAGACUUAAAUCUGUAUUUGAAAAUGAGGUUGGUGUUCUAAGCCAGUGUUGUUAUGACCGUAGUGUCUAUAAGCAUUAUAUGACAGGUGAUCGACAUAAGUGGAUAGAAAACGUUCUCGGGGACCACGAUAAAAUUUUGAUAUUCCUUUGUUUUACAUCGCUCAGUACAGAGUGUGUUGCAGGCAAGUAUGAGACAAUGGUGGAAGAAAUAUUAGACUAUCUUGUCUUGUCUAAAGUGAAAUCACCAAGACUAUGCAAGGUAUUGUUCUUGUAUUUGACUGACAGUUCAAAAAAUGUGCAAAAGAAACACUGUGGAGAUGUUUUUCAUAUAAGUAACUCGGAUUCUUACAAGUACUUUUUGUGUGAUGUAUUGAACUAUUGUGUAAGAAAUCUAGAUGAAUAUCCAGACUUUGUCUUUAAGAUAUUGAACUGUAAAGCUUCCAAAGUUUUCUUACGUUACAUUGGCAUACGUGAAAGGAAAACUGAAACAGAAAAAAGGAAACAGAACAGUCCUCCAUGCUUGUUAGAAUAGAUAGUUAAUAUAUUCAGAUAAUGCUACAAUAAAAUGUUACCUGAGGUAUAAACUGAUUCCAGGUAUAGCGGUAGAGGAUCUCCUGGCAUGUUAACUAAAAUCAAAUCUGAAUUAUAGCAUGCUCUGUAUGAAUGUCUUUUAAAGUGCUACAAAAAUACCACGAUCAUUACCAGUUGUUUCUAAUAUGCAACUGUCCGGUGAUGUCGCUGUAUUGUAAAUAUAUCGUAGUACUUUACAACAUCCAUACUACUGAUGUCACUGACAGGUACCUCAAGUUAUUAUCAAAUAGUCUUCUUUGUAAAUCAUGCCGUAUUGAAUUUUGCGCAAAUGAAUGUGAAAUCCUGACUUUGGCGAAACAUCUGAUUCAGUUGAAAACCUUAUUGUAUAUGUCUUUUUGUUCUCCGACUGAAUAUAUUACAUAAUAUUAUAUAUAAUUGAUAAACAAUAUCUGAAUGAUUGCGGCAUGCUUUGAAGUCUAUACUACAAAGAAUUAAAGAAGAAACGACGACUUUAAUGUAAAGAUUCUGACUCUUGACUAUGAGGAAAAAGAUGAAGUCUUUAUAGAAAUGAAAUUUCAAUAAAAAAUAUUUUGGGAUAAGAACCGAAAUGAAAUUAGAAAAGAUGGGAUCUAUUAUUAGGUUAGUUAGCAUCAAUUGCGGAAACUGUUUUUACAUUCUACAUAUAAUAUAUGUGUUUUAUUACAA
Mercenaria mercenaria is the source of this 3620-nucleotide messenger RNA. RefSeq lists its product as uncharacterized. The transcript has 12 exons. The record is from RefSeq and is a predicted model, not a curated record. The coding region runs from base 1189 to 2916 and encodes 575 amino acids. NCBI's taxonomy places the organism in Eukaryota, Metazoa, Mollusca, Bivalvia, Venerida, Veneridae.